Daphnia carinata is the source of this 1469-nucleotide messenger RNA. RefSeq lists its product as uncharacterized. The record is from RefSeq and is a predicted model, not a curated record. The coding region runs from base 218 to 1099 and encodes 293 amino acids. Lineage: Eukaryota; Metazoa; Arthropoda; Branchiopoda; Diplostraca; Daphniidae. The transcript has 3 exons.
AAGAGAAAUCGACAUAGGUCGCCAUUUUCAGAGCGCUCUCUCCGCCCUACAUUUUUCAAGUAAUUUCAGAUUGUAAGAGAUAUAGUAAUUUCCCUGAAAGCACCCUGAAAGCGAAAGUCCUCUCGACUUCUAAGUAAGUUAGACGAUCGACAUAGGAUCCCAUAAACAGACUAAACUGUCUAUUUGCUUUUCUUUUUCCAAAACAAUUCAAUCGAAAAUGCCCGAGACUAAGCUUAUCAGGCUAGUCAGCGCCAAUGGAGGCAUCCCUCAAUCUAUGAAAACAUACAGAACCAUAAAUGUAACCCAGAUGGGAUCUGGACGAGACACUUUCAACGGUCCACACCACAAGGUAAUCCGUGUGGCCUUGCCACAAAAUGUUGUACUUGGAAGACCAGCCCAAGAUAAAAUUCCAGACAUUUCAUCACCGAGGUCAGAUGAUGAUGUGGAUGGAGCCUCCCUCUCCAAAAAUGCACUUCUUGCCAGAGAAAAUAGACUGAAGAAGAAACGCUACAUCAAUGGAUUGGAAGAAAAUCUUGCUGUCGCCAAGAAAGAAAACGAGUUACUAAAGGACAAGUUGAAGGAAAAGGAUCUAACAAUCGACCAACUGCAAAAAGAAAUCUCGUACUUCAAAAGCAUUCUUGCCAAUGUUCAGGAGAUAUCUGGUCUUAUCAAAACAAUCAAGCAAGAAUCACACAUUCCAAUGUCUACAUCGUUAAGGCCAUCAGUUCAUCCUAUGAAGAGAAAAUCUGUAGCAGAGUUGCCUAUGAUUGAUGACUCAAAAAGGAUAAAAAUCGAAAGAACAAGUGAAAGCUCAAGUUGCAUGAGCGCCAUCCAUGAUGAUGAGGACAGUUACGACUGGAUGCCGAGUUCGCCGUCAUGCCCAACGCAACUUGAUGCAGAAUCACUAGACGUGUUGUCCAAUUUCAGUGAAGAAGAUAUAAAUUUAUUUGGUGACGACACACUUCUACCCGAGCCCACGCGCCAAACAGUGCCUUUCUCUGCUGGAAUAUGUCUACAUGUGUUUAACAAGCAAAUGUCACUCGAGUUUUGUGCCGCCUGUGCCACGAGAGCCCAGGAGAAAUGGUCUUCACAAGUUUAGAAACCUGGAAAAAUGACUUGCAAGCAUUCUUUAAAUUGUUAUUGUACAUUGACGGAGCAUACUACCCCCUAUAUGAUCAUCUGCAGAGGGUUCUUGCGACAUUUGGUUUGGUUAAAUAUGUAUCACUGACGGUCUGUUUUUACUCCGCUCCCAACCAGGGGGGUUUUGCGAAAUUCGAAAUAUCAUUAAUGGUGUGCAGUGUUUUGUUUCGUUACAGGUUGCGGAGCUAUUGACGAAAAGCGGAAGUCUACCCAAUCAGUCUGGUUUUAAAUAGGUUUUUUCUCAAUAAUUUUCUAGAUAGAAGACUGGCAUGGCCGUGAUUUAUGUACCAUUUACUCGUCAUACACAGAAUACAAAUCUUUAUCCAUAA